Messenger RNA from Dreissena polymorpha, 3630 nucleotides. Its product is annotated as transcription factor SPT20 homolog. Bases 497 to 3022 code for a protein of 841 amino acids. Gene Ontology annotation, biological process: carbohydrate metabolic process. NCBI's taxonomy places the organism in Eukaryota, Metazoa, Mollusca, Bivalvia, Myida, Dreissenidae. The transcript is spliced from 2 exons. Gene Ontology annotation, molecular function: hydrolase activity, acting on carbon-nitrogen (but not peptide) bonds. The record is from RefSeq and is a predicted model, not a curated record.
GUAAAAAAAUUAUUAUACGUCAUUUACAGACUAGCAACAUCGUUAUAAUGAAAAUAAUAAAUGGCCCUCUGUUUUAUAAGCCGCCCCAGGCAAGCGCAGAAGGUGUUGUGGUUACCUCGAUGCACCGUAUAAAACAUUGUAAACUUGACAAGCAAGACUCCGAAGGCUCGCCGUUGGACCAUGCAAUUUCGCUAUCCAACGCUUCGUUUAGUACGGCGUAUGACGACAGAGAGCAUUCAGUUGAACGUCGUACGUCCUCCCAUAGGUUGCGGAUUUCUGCAACAGUUUGGGGUGUAUAUAUUGUAACAUUCUUUCGGGAUAUCUAGCUAAAUUUCGAGAUAAUAUAACUAUUGAGAGUGUAUUUCAAACGUUUAAAGUGGAAUUAUUAUAACUUAAACAUUGGAUUGAUAAUUGAAUUUGUUUUUGUUCUAAUGUGUCAGUUUUAUGUGAGACGUAUAUAUGCACAUACACGACAGGAACUAAAACAUUCAGAACAAUGUACUCAGGCAACGUAAUUAAAACGAUAAUAUUUCUCGCGUUCAUUGCCGCCUGUAAAUGCGCUCUUCCGUCGGCAUGCGUGGCGUGCAAACAAAGUCGUAGGUGCCUACCGCCGGACUGCUACUGUUGCUCCGACGAGCUAACAAUCUCAAACGUUACUCUCACGCAAAUACCUCAGAUGGUGUUCUUCACUUUCGAUGACGCCGUGACCGGUCAGGCGGCAGGAUUUUACAAGCAGCUGUUCGAUACUUCCCGAAAGAAUCCGAACGGUUGUCCGAUUUCCAUGACGCUUUUUAUAUCACACGAGAACACGCAGUAUGCGUUAGUGACGGAGUUCCACGGCCUUGGCAUGGAAAUAGCGGCUCAUAGCGUUACACACAGCACAAUGAACGGAUCAAAUUUCUUCGAGGAGGCCAAAGCGCAGAAAGAGAACCUAGCGAAACUCGCUGGCAUUCCUGUCGAGGACAUAACAGGCUGGAGAAGCCCCUUCCUGAAGCCUACGGGCGACCUUCAGCCUGAUACUCUUAAGAAUCUUGGCUACAAGUACGACGCGACGCUCACGUUUAGUAAACGAAGUCUCCGGGAGAAACCACCGGGCCCCUUUACGUUAGACUUCGGAUUUCCGUACGAGUGUCAAGUGAAGCCGUGUCCGAAAAGCAAGCAUCCUGGCUUCUGGGAAAUACCGGUGGUGUCACUGAUGGACUAUAAGCAGGCGUACGAUUGCGUGUAUGUCGAUGGCUGCAUGAAUGCACCACCAGACGAGGAUUCCGCUUACAAAUUUCUUUGGGAUAAUUUCCUCAGUUAUUAUACAACUACAAAAAUGCCGUUUGGUAUUAAUAUGCAUUCGUCGUGGUUUUAUUACCCUGACCGCCUUAAAGCAAUGGACAGAUUCAUACAAAAGCUUGUCUCCCUCAACGACGUCUAUAUUGUCAGCGUGAGUAAAAUGAUAGAGUGGCUUAAACGACCAACGCCGCUGCAGGAUCUACACUCGUUUGCUCCAUGGGCCUGCGAUGGCCGUGAGCGAGCAUUUGAAACCGGUCCGCGUCUUGUUCAAACCAUCGGUGUGCCUUCACCCAUCCCACGAUCCUUCAUUCAAUGGUCCGACGGACCGACGGUAGUUCACACACCGAUGCCCUUCUCGGGCACUCAACGGACUUUUUCUCAAACAAGACCGCUAAGUCAACAAACAAUUACACGCGACCUCUCGCAAGCUCAAACAAACGUAUUUAGUGAUCAAGACCUCCCAAGGCGUUUACAGACCCAACUCAGACAAACGGAAAGACCCAGGUUUACACCGCGUACUUCAGAUCAGAUGUUCAAUCCUCGGAGACCGGAUGCAGUUGAAAGGUUAUCCUCGCCAACAAUAGGCCCAUCGCCGCGUUCACAGGAUUUUCUGUUGGAGCAACACGAGGAACGCUUGCGUCAACAACGAAUUUUAGAAGAACGGUUACGACAGCAACAAGGUGACAUUGAACGUCAGCGAUUGCGGGAAGCAGAGAUGCAAAGCCAAAUGGAGACAGAACGCCUUCGUCGGUUAGAUUUCGCGCAGCAACAGCAGCAAGCGGCAGAGCGUCAACGCCAGUUAGAAUUUGAACGUCGACGUCAAAUUGAAGCUGAGCGCCAGAGACAACAAGAAGAAGAUCGACGGCACGCUCUUCAACAGCAGCUGGAAGCCGAACGCCAGGCCGUGCAGCAGCGUGUCUUGCGAGAGCGCCAACAGCAACUGCAUGAUCAGCGGCAGUUAGAGCGCCAACAACAACUUAUUGAGCAGCGGCAUUUGGAUCGUAAUGCGAUGUUACAGGAGCAGCAGUUACACCGCCGCCACGAGCUGCUUAUGCAGCAGCGACAACAGGAGCGUGGUGGUUCCGGUCAGAUUAUGACCUCUCCACAAGACACGAUCAGAAACCCACCGCCAGAAGUGCCAAUCAAUAAUAACAUUCUGUGGAAGCCAGUUAUACCGUCUAGUAUUCCCGAUGAGGUCAUAUCUAGAGUGGAAAACCGGCGACAUUGGGUACCACAAAAUGUACAACAAGAAACAACUAAUAUUGGGCGAUCUUUGGAGGUUUCUAACACUCUCAGACCAGAUGCUACUCAACAGACCGGCGUUAAUCUUUUGCAAAGAAUCGAAACUCCUUCGAAAGUUGGCUAUAUUACCCCUGCGCCACCCAGAGUACAGUCACUGAUCACAUUACGCUUUUCCGAAUCUCCGCGCGACGCCUGGCUCUCGAACAUGCAAGCAGCACGUGGUCUGUCCCCGAACGCUCCGAGGUCCGGGCGUGGAGGCUCGAACCGCCGAACGGGCGACCAGUUGCAACAGACCAUACCAGCGCAGUUACAAGAUCAGAACGUUCGACAAAGUACCGUUUCAGGUGGAAAUAUGCCCAGUAGACAAUUAAAUGUAAUGACACCACAUGCGUCCAACAGGAUUCCGUCGCAAAGUAUAGGACGGACCAUUGCUCAUCCUAAUAUUGCGCAACAAAUUGCAUGGCAUAAUUUUAUCAGGCAGAUGCUCGGUCCACAUUGAUCCGUGUCAUGACGUCAUUAAAUUGUAGUGCUGUUUUUGUUAUAUUUAAUUGAGGUUUCCUAUUGAUUCAGUGUCGAAUUAACCCCUUGAAUGCUGGGAAAUUUGUCGCCUGCUAAAAUGUCGUCUGCCGAAUUUCUAAAAUUAGCAUUUUCUUCCAUUUUUUUCAAAGAAUACUAUCAGAAUAGCAAACAGUUUGGAUCCUGAUGAGAAGCCAUGUUCUGUGGCGUCUUUCUGGAUCCAAACUGUUUGCAAAGGCCUUCAAAAAUUGGGAUCCUGCACUGAAAGAGUUAACAACAACGCUUUUUAUGUAUGGUUUGGGCUAUUUUACGUGACUUACGCGUCUCGUUACUUUAUUCAGAGUUCAGAGACAAUGUGAUGAGUGAAAACAGUCAACCUGCUUUAUAGUAAACCUUACUAACACGAGUACCCGGAUGAACAAAACAGGGUAAACACUUAAUACAUUCUUUUUAAAUGAGGAUGAAAACAUAUCGUCAUGCAACGCUUUAUUUUAAUUUACAAUAUUUGAUGAACAAUCAAUUUGUAUUGUAUUGCUUAUUUACUUCUUUCAAAUAUUUAUAUUGUUGUUCUGACGUUGAUGUCAUGAUUUG